Messenger RNA from Paramecium pentaurelia, 894 nucleotides. Lineage: Eukaryota; Ciliophora; Oligohymenophorea; Peniculida; Parameciidae. The record is from the annotation of a GenBank genome assembly.
AUGUUUACUCCUGAACAAUUUGCCGCAAAUUAUUAAAUCAAUUUUUCCAAGUUAAUAGGCAAAGGACAUGAUAGUACAGUAUUUUUGACUAUGAACAAAUAGACUAAACAAUAAUUUGCAUUAAAAUGUUUGGCAUAAACUAUUGAAUAGAAUGCAAUAAAUUUAUUCGUAAUUAUAAUAUCAUAUUUUCAAGAGAACGAGAUCCAAAUACUCCGUCACAUUCAACAUCCGCACAUUAUAACUAUGUUUGGAUAUUGUUCAGAUUGUUCAUGUAUGUUACUUGAAUUAAUGACUAAUGGUUCUCUAUAUAAAAUUUUACUUUAAGGUCCUUUACCUUUAGCUAUAGCAAAUGGAAUAAUAAUCUAAAUUGCUUAGGCUUUAGAAUAUCUUCAUGCUAAAGGAAUAACUCAUGGAGAUAUUAAAUUAGAUAAUCUAUUAAUAUCUGGAGAUUAUAUAAUAAAAGUAUGUGAUUUUGGAUUUGCAAAAAUUAAUGGAUAAACUCCAAUUCCAAAGACUACAGUAUCAGGGAGUGAAGGAUAUACAGCUCCUGAAAUUUGGUAGAUUCCAAUAGAUUUGAAAAAAUGUGAUAUGUUUUCUUUGGGAGUGGUUUAUUUUAUAAUGAUAACUGGGCAUCCUCCAUUUGAAUCAAAUAAUCCAUAAAUGGAGGAUACAUGGUGGAAGCUUAUCAAGAAAGAGGAAUGGAAUGUUUUUUGGAAAGAAUUAAAAUUAACUAUACUACCAGAAUAUGUUAGAAUAAUUAUAUAAAAAUUAUUAUGUGUAAAUUAUCAGAUGAGAUAUACAGCAGAUGAAAUCAUAUAAAUAUUAAUGGAUAAAUGUGCAACAUCAGAUUAGAUAGUUGAUGAGAUAAAAAAAAGAAUCAUUUAGUAAAAAUGA